CUGGCCCUUUAAGAAGAGACAUUUCAAUCUAGGCGUGUUUCCUGCUCCCGAAGAGAAUCCAGCCCUGCUCGCGCAUCUUACGAGGGAGAAGCUGAAGGAAAGAUUAUACUCUGACUAACACAAAUACUUUCUGUAUAAUCGCCAUAGGGUUUCCUUAAUUUAGUUAUUAAUCUUUUUAAGAGAAAAGGGAUCGUAGAAUCCUGUCGGGAUAGACGCUUUUUUAACCAGCGACUUGAAUGACAGUCGGUCAAGGUCCAAUCUCCAGAUGUGCUUUCAGCAUUCACACGUUUAUUUGAUCUAAUUUGAAUCUAAACUUAAACUUCUUUUAACUGCUUUAAAGUGUAUUUUUUUGAAAGCCAUUAUGGGACAUCUUCGCUUGUGGAUGAGAUUUCUUUUUUGUAUGGAUUUUGAGCCCAGGAGGGCAGAUAUGUAGAGCGACGGACUGAUGAUUUAAAGACUUGAACACUGAAGAUUCCUGAGGAAACACACGGGGAGAAACCUACAAACAAAUCUCGCACCUGAAGGAAGAAUUAUACAGAAGCUCUUUGAACCGCAUUGCUGAUAAUCGUUCACGUUUGUCUUUAGUAUUUCCUCCGCCCAGGUUAAUAAUUUAGUGGACACGGCUGCGAUCUAUUUAUUUCAGAUUACAUCGGCAAAAGGCUCAAAAGAUCAGUUUAUUUGCUACCAUGUCGGCGAUCAUGAUAACACGGAAGGCAACUCGAAAAUGGGAGAAAUUACCUGGGAAAAACACAUUCUGCUGCGAUGGACGGGUUAUGAUGGCUCGGCAGAAAGGAGUAUUUUACUUGACGUUGUUUCUCAUCAUUGGAACCUGCUCUCUGUUCUUCGCCUUUGAGUGCCCGUAUCUUGCAGUGCACCUGUCUCCUGCCAUCCCUGUGUUUGCGGUGUUGCUCUUCCUCUUCGUAAUGGCCAUGCUGCUCAGAACCAGCUUCAGUGAUCCAGGGGUGCUGCCGCGGGCACUGCCGGAGGAGGCCAAUUUCAUUGAGAUGGAGAUCGAGGCAGCCAAUGGGAACGUCCUGGCCGGACAGCGGCCUCCUCCCCGGAUCAAGAACGUGCAAAUCAACAAUCAGAUCGUCAAACUGAAGUACUGCUACACCUGCAAAAUCUUCAGGCCUCCUCGUGCUUCCCACUGCAGCAUUUGUGACAACUGUGUGGACCGUUUUGACCAUCACUGUCCCUGGGUUGGAAACUGUGUAGGAAAGAGGAAUUACAGAUACUUCUACCUGUUUACACUCUCCCUAUCUCUGCUCACCAUCUAUAUCUUUGUCUUCAACAUUGUCCAUGUUGUUCUACGUUCUGUGGACUCGGGAUUUGUCAGUACUCUUAAAGAAACUCCUGGAACUGUGUUGGAGGUUCUAGUCUGUUUCUUUACCCUCUGGUCUGUGGUGGGAUUGACUGGCUUCCACACCUACUUGAUCUCCCUCAACCAGACCACCAACGAGGACAUCAAAGGUUCGUGGUCAGGAAAGAACCGUAUCCAGAACCCAUACAGUCACAAGAACUUCAUCAAGAACUGCUGUGAGGUUCUAUGUGGCCCUACAUACCCCAGUGUUUUGGACAGAAGAGGUGUGAUGUUGGAAGAUGCAUGUAGUUCCACUCCAUCUGACGUGUCUGUUGCUUCUACCACUAAAAGCAGCAACCCUGCACCACAAACCACAGAACCCACAGCUCCUCUGAUCCCCAAUGAACACACUCCUGAUGAAGCCAAACCUGGUAUUGCUGCAGGCACACAGAAGUCCAGCAGUUCCCCUAAAGAAGAGAAACCCCCCUCUUCAAGAGACCCUCUAUCAACAUCCCCCAAUGCCAUCGCUUCUACGGUCAUCAAAGAGUCUGCCCACUAGCUUUGGCAGCAUUCUCCAGACUUCUAUCAAAACUGUGAAUGUUCUAACAUUGAGGAACACACACAGAAAAACUUUUUAUGUACUGCAGGGCACAUUGAUGUUGACUCUGAUGUUCAGAGCAGGGGGCUGUGUUCUCUGCUUUCCUCGCAGAAUGCCUAGAUCCAGCCAUAACACUCCGGAAAAGAUCAGGAGGUCUUGAUUACAUUCCUCUCUAAAUCAAAGCAUGAUCAAACUCACAACAUGGGAAAUGUGUACAGCUGUGUAAUUAAUCGGAUAUUGAUGAGAAUGGGCUAACGUGAAGCCUAAUAAGGAAACUCUUAAAGCACUUGUAAAAAAAACAUUUGUUUUCAGUGUCAUUACCUGUUUCUGCAUAGCCUGAGACCAUUAUUGUGUACCCUGUAAAACACACAUUUCUGGCUUCUGUAGUUGUUGGUGCAAAAGGACCAUUGGAUCAGACAUUUUGUUUUCAGAGUGUGAAGGUGCGGCUACACUAGGCUUUGAGUAUGCAAAAUUACUUGGGACACAGCAACAAAUAUGGGCAAUAUGAAAUUAUUUCAUGCUCUAGGGCUUGUUUUGAAUAUAUAAAGGAUAAUACAUUGAGUGUUUUACAAUAUAUCAUCCAUUCCACAACCAUGCAUGUGACUUUAGAUUCUCUACUGGUCAAAUGUCUUUGUCGCCUGCACAAAUUUGCAGGUUAGAGUUCACCAAACUUGAACUUUUUUGUAUGCAUUAACAAACAAAACUUUGUCACAUGCUUGUGUUUCCAUUCACCCACACUCAAACAUCUUUUCACUAUAUCAUUUUCGUUAUAAGAAUUUCUAAAUUUGAACUUUUGUAUGCAACAGAAGAUGAAACUUCUUCGCAUGACCUUGCAUUUCCACUCAUCUGUAGUCACGUGCGUUUGAAUGGAGGUAAAUGGAGCACAAAGUCUAGUGUGACCGCACCAUGACAGUGCGCUUUAGCCAUUGCUUCCUAGUGCGUAGUAACGUAGUUUGAUGUAGCGAUGAACUGCCAUUGAUGACAUCAAGAAAUGACAUCAACUGAAAAGGCCCAACAUUCUACUGAUGUCACUAUGAGCUCUGUUCAGUCAGUAUGUUGCAAAUGUUAUUCAACAGUAAGUUAAAGGGAUAGUUCACCCAAAAAAAAUUUCCCCCCAUGGAAGACAAAAGAUGUUAGGAAUGGACAAAAAAUGAGUAUUUAAGUCUUUAACAUCUCCCUUUAUCUUCCACAGGAGAAAGUCAUAUGUGUUUAAAACAGCAUACAGUAAGAGUGAGUAAAUGGUAAGAGUUUUCAUUUUUGGGUGAACUAUGCCUUUAAGCUCUGACAGAGGAUCUGUUUAUACACUCAGUGUGAAUGUUAGAAAGCAGGCCAGUUCCUUUUGUGGUGGAGGCUGCUCUUUCACAUGGCUGUAGGCUGUGUGUGAGUGUUUUCAUGUGUUAAUCCAUGUGUUUGCAUGUGUGUGUUUGUGUGUGAGUGUUAGUACAGGCAGAUCUAAAAGAUGUUAGUAAAAGUGCCUUACCUAUGCUCUACUAUUACAUACAACCAAGGCCAUCAACAGAGGACCCCUUAAAUUCCAUGUCCUUGUACUAUCCUUGAUAGCCCUAUACGUAAUAAAAGUAAUUUUAAUACAAUAGAAAUUAUGUAUCAAAAAGCAAAAAAGAUUUCAAGCCAUUGUUUAAAUGUAUAUAAUGUAAAAUAACUGAGAAGCUGCAUAUUCCCUGUAAGAAGUAGAAAGAUUUGUCUGAUUUAUUAUUAUUAUUUUGAGGGAAGUUACAACAUUCCCUCCAUAUUUUUAUAUUUUAAUGAGGACACUCCACAACUGCCUCCUUAAAUCCAGCAGCAUACUAAUGCCUGAGUCUCUCGUCUGUAUUCACAACCCAGGGAAGUUUGCUUUCCUUCCUCUUUUAUUUCUUUCAGAUAUUACUACUAGAGGUCAUAUGUCAGCAGCUGAAGGCUUUCCUGUUUUUGGCAGAAUAAAUAACACUUAAUAUUUAUUUAAUGAAUCAUUUACUCACCCUCAUGUUGUUGCAAACCCAUCUGACUUUUUUCUUCUGCGGAACACAGGUGUUAGGUAGUAUGUUAGCCUCAGUCACCAUGCACUUUCAUUGCACCUUUUUGAGGGUGAGUAAAUGAUGACCGAAUAUGUAUUUUGGGGUGAACUAUCCAUUUAAUCUUCCUGUUGGCAUUUAAGCAAAUUUUUGCAUUAAAUUAUGAAAUAUUUUAAAUCAUGCUUGCAAAUUUUUCUCACACUUUCUUUUCACCAUGUUUAAUGUAAGGCUACUUGUCCCAAUGUUUGUUUAAGGGAAUGCAUUAUGUAUUCUGAACAACUAAUGCUCAACUUCACAUAUUUUAACUGUGGUAUAUUGGUGGCAACUUGUAAGAGAACACUGUUUCUGGACAGACCUAGACAUUUGGGACCUAUGGACCUAUAUAUAUGUACAUGAAUCUCUAAACCUUAUAACCAGCCACAUACAGUAUUUAUGUUGUGUGUAUCAGAAGAUUAGACAUUGGCAGUUUUGUUUUGUGUGAAAAGGUGUGGGAGUGAAAUGUAAAAAUGAUUUUAUCUCUGUUUGGUUAAAGGAAUAGUUCACCCAAAAAUCAUAUUUCUCUCAUUAUUUACUUACCCUUAUGCUGUCUCAAAUGCAUAUGAUUUUCUGUCUUCUGGGGAACGCAAACAAAAGAUAUAUUGACAUCAUAUCUCCAUCAAAAUAUCCAUACAAUUCAAGUCAAUGUUGCCCAAUAGAGCAUGUGUACAGCAUUCUGGACAUGCGUCAAGUGUGAGGAAGUGUACUUUGAGCUUCAUAACAUGAUCACACCUAGGAGAUUGCAGAUGUCAAGAUUUACAGUGUAAAGGAGUUUGGUCGGUUCUCACCUUAAACCGAUCAUAUCGCUUCAGAAGACAUGGAUUAAAUCACUGGAGUCUUAUGGAUUAACUUUUAAACCUCUAUGCCCCAUUGAAUUGCAUUGUAUGGAUAUAUUCAAAUCCUAUCUCCAUCAAAAUAUUUUUGUUUGUGUUCUGCAGAAAAAAGAAAGUCAUACAAGUUUGAGAUGGCAUAAGGGUGAGUAAAUGAUAAUUUUUUGGGGAACUAUUCCUUCAGAUCAGCCAACUUUUUUACUGUUGCCAGUCCAGUGCCAUCCUUAGCAGGUUGAAAUGUAUAGGCUGAAAUGCUUGUAAAAUACAUUGAUUUAGUUUGGUUAAUUAUUAGAAUGGAAUAUGGAAGAAAGUUUUGAGGGUAUAUAAUUCCAAUUUUACACUUUAGUGCUAUUCUAACAACAAAACCAACACACUCUACUCCCCCAGACUGUGCUUCUGUAAAACCCAUUUUUAAUUUUAAGCAAAUGGCAUUUCUGUUUGAACUAUGAUUGAUUGCACUGUUAAUGUGUAUGGAAGAUAUGUAAACAUAAGUCAUCACAAAUUGAGUUAUGUUCACUUUGCUUGGUAAUAAUACUGUGAUCAUGUAUAUCUCAUAUUCUUCACUUUAUACUUUUGUGUGUAUAUGUAUGUUCAUUAAAUUAUAUAUGGUAUUACUACAAAUUAUUUUUGUGAUGUAGUUUCAAAAUUUCAAUUUAAACAUUUCUUUGAUAAAAUGUAACACAACUAAUACAAAUACAGUGACAAUACAAUUGAGCAAGACUUUGAACAAUACAAAGACAAACAGGAUAAAAACAGAUUCAAAUUUACAACAAUGACUUGGAAAAAUAAAUGAACAAUGACCAUAUUAUAACCACCACUACCAUAAACAGGAAACAGGCAAGUGCAGUACACAAAACUUUGAGAUAAACAUACAGUGUGCUCUAGCCAUCUUUGUGUUUUACAAAUAUAUAUAUAUAUAUAUAUAUUGUUUUUGUUUUUUGAGUGCACCAGUUGCGUAUUACUCUGUACUUUCAUAAUGACAAAAAAAAAAAAAAAAAAAUAGUAGAAUAAUAGUAUAUAAAAUGCUACUUCAUAGCUAAAGGAAUGAUGAUGAACCAUCUCAGAUAUUAGAAAAUCACAGUUAGGU
Myxocyprinus asiaticus (Chinese sucker) is the source of this 5860-nucleotide messenger RNA. Its product is annotated as palmitoyltransferase ZDHHC9-like. Gene Ontology annotation, cellular component: Golgi apparatus; endoplasmic reticulum. Bases 687 to 1859 code for a protein of 390 amino acids. Gene Ontology annotation, biological process: peptidyl-L-cysteine S-palmitoylation; protein targeting to membrane. NCBI's taxonomy places the organism in Eukaryota, Metazoa, Chordata, Actinopteri, Cypriniformes, Catostomidae. The record is from RefSeq and is a predicted model, not a curated record. The transcript is spliced from 9 exons. Gene Ontology annotation, molecular function: protein-cysteine S-palmitoyltransferase activity.